Messenger RNA from Tupaia belangeri chinensis (Chinese tree shrew), 680 nucleotides. It is a transcript of the gene TIMM8B, whose product is annotated as translocase of inner mitochondrial membrane 8 homolog B. The transcript has 2 exons. Lineage: Eukaryota; Metazoa; Chordata; Mammalia; Scandentia; Tupaiidae. Bases 25 to 438 code for a protein of 137 amino acids. The record is from RefSeq and is a predicted model, not a curated record.
UCACCCAACAACCCGGAAGCAGUUAUGCGACAACUUCCACCUCACGGCCACGAAACAAAACAAGCAGAAAAAUGCUGCGGAAACCGGAAGUGCGCCAGAGGCGCGCGAGUCUCCGCGCAUGCGUACACGCGCUCCUCGGAAGGUGCAGCGUUUUUUGGGUUUUUUGGGGGGUUUUUGGGGCAGACAAUGGCGGAGCUAGGUGAGGCUGACGAAGCGGAGUUGCAGCGCCUGGUAGCGGCCGAACAGCAGAAGGCGCAGUUCACUGCACAGGUGCAUCACUUCAUGGAGCUAUGUUGGGAUAAAUGUGUGGAGAAGCCAGGGAAUCGCUUAGAUUCUCGCACUGAAAACUGUCUCUCUAGCUGUGUGGACCGCUUCAUUGACACUACUCUUGCCAUCACCAGUCGAUUUGCCCAGAUGGUACAGAAAGGAGGACAGUAGACCAUCCCCUGGGAAAAUGACCGAAUCAGCAAAAGACUUGUUACUAAGCAGACUGAAAGACCACAGGGGAAGGUUGUCACCCCACUGUCAGGUCACCAUCAGGCUGUUACCAAGUCUGUUGGUGCUAAAAGUAACAGAUCAAAUAUUCAAAAGUGAAAUUUAUUUAUUUGGAAUUUAGAAAUUCCAAGUUAUAUGACAUCAGUUAUUCAAUAAAUGUGAUUUCUUCAAAUCUUUUAUGUUAA